This is a messenger RNA of Hippocampus zosterae (dwarf seahorse), 5635 nucleotides long. It is a transcript of the gene zdhhc3b, whose product is annotated as zinc finger DHHC-type palmitoyltransferase 3b. NCBI's taxonomy places the organism in Eukaryota, Metazoa, Chordata, Actinopteri, Syngnathiformes, Syngnathidae. The transcript has 7 exons. Bases 395 to 1291 code for a protein of 298 amino acids. Gene Ontology annotation, cellular component: Golgi apparatus; endoplasmic reticulum. Gene Ontology annotation, molecular function: protein-cysteine S-palmitoyltransferase activity. Gene Ontology annotation, biological process: protein targeting to membrane; peptidyl-L-cysteine S-palmitoylation. The record is from RefSeq and is a predicted model, not a curated record.
CCAUCCACAUGAUUACCAGUAUCACAUACUUCCUGGUUAGACCUGUUUUUUUUUUGUCCCAAGAACUGGGGAGGUUUCAGGACUCGCCAGGGAGGGAAGUACCGGGGUAGCUAAAAAAAUCGUCAACCGUAAUGCUUUUACUUGAUGAACAAGUUCAUUAACAUCGCACUGAAACUGCAACCGCGACGAAAGUGUGACCGGAGUUGAGUGGACAGCCAUUGCCCAGAGACCGGUGACGUUAGCUGGGUCCGCGCUAAAGGCGGGGAACGGUGGAGAAGACGCUUUUCACGUUACUGGAGUGAUUUAACUUCGAAAGAACAGAAACUACUUGUUUUUUGCCAAAUCGCAAAGAGAGAGAGAGAGAGCAUGCGGUUGAAGCCACGGCUGCUGUAGAAUGAAGAGCCCAGCUCGCCGCACUCGGGACAUCGAGCGUCAGGCUGGCUACCUGAGGCCCGAACACUGCGCCCCUCCCCCGCCCCGCGGCACCUCCGACACCAUGUGGUUCAUCCGUGACGGCUGUGGAAUCGUGUGCGCUGUCAUCACCUGGUUGCUGGUCUUCUACGCGGAAUUCGUGGUGAUGUUCGUGAUGCUGUGGCCCGUCAAGAACGUGGCCUACAGCCUCCUCAACGGGGUGCUCUUCAACAGCUUGGCCUUCCUCGCCCUUGCCUCUCACGCCAAGGCCAUGUGCACUGACCCGGGCGCUGUGCCAAAAGGAAACGCGACCAAAGAAUUCAUUGAGAGCCUCCAGCUCAAACCAGGACAGGUGGUCUACAAGUGUCCCAAAUGCUGCAGCAUCAAGCCUGACCGAGCUCAUCACUGCAGUGUGUGCAAACGCUGCAUCAAAAAGAUGGAUCACCACUGUCCCUGGGUCAACAAUUGUGUUGGGGAGAACAAUCAGAAGUACUUUGUGCUUUUCACGCUGUACAUUGCGUUAAUAUCGUUCCACGCGCUUGCCAUGGUGGGGUUCCAUUUUGUUGUCUGCUUUGAAGAGGAUUGGUCAAAGUGCAGCGCUUUCUCUGCACCUGCAACGGUCAUCCUCCUCAUCCUCCUGUGCUUCGAGGGCCUUCUGUUCUUAAUCUUCACAGCGAUCAUGUUUGGCACACAGGUGCACUCGAUCUGCUCCGAUGAAACGGGUAUCGAGCAGCUGAAAAAGGAAGAGAGGAAAUGGCUUAAAAAGUCCAAAUGGAUGAACAUGAAAGUGGUUUUCGGGCACCCGUUCUCGGUGGCCUGGCUCAAUCCCUUCGCGACACCCGAUCACGGCAAAGCGGACGUAUACCAGUACAUAGUGUGAAGGUUAGAGCGUCGCGCGUUGGCUCGAAACGACGUAUUAAUGGAGAAAAAAAAAAUAAAACUCCUUCACUAUGUUGCAUCUGUCUUGCUGCGGAUUACCACUUAUAUUGCAAAAGGAAAAAAAAUACUCACAAAAAGCAAAUGGGUCGACUCGAAUGACAAAGUAGGAAUCGUCGCGUGUUAUGUGUGAUCUUGACCUUGGUUUACAAUGCGCAAUACAAAUCGAGGCCGUUUUGUCUUCCUGUAACGUUUGGUCAUUUGAACCCUGUCGCUGAGUUGCCUUCGAUUUAUGGGCCGAGGCGUCAAGCACACAUGGACGUCAUUUUGUAUCGUCUCCAUAUGUGAAACCAUGGACCAGAGAUUGACAUUCUGUCAAGGAAAUGGAUUUUAGGAGUGAAUUUCUUGUGAUUUAUUUUAUUUUUUUUCUUUCAAACAGUUUCUGUAAUGCUGUAUUUCCUCAUAUGGUGGUUGGAGGAGUUUACUCCACCGCUGAGUUCGAGUUAAGACGUUUAUCGGGGGACAGGAGUUUUAUUGAACACACAAGAUUUUUUUUAUGCAUUUUUUUUUUAAAGAAUAUUUUAAAAGUAUGUGGUGUUGCCCACCUCAUAGCAAUUCACUGUCCACACCCCUGCUAUUAUGUGCCCUUGCCUGUGGGAAAGGAGAGCCACAGUUGCCUCAGCACUUUACAGUCAGCGGAACAGUAAAACACGAAAAGCACACUCGCGCUGAAGCCGCAGUCGGCCACAGCUCUCCCCGGACACUCGCAUGCAGGCUGGCUGAUGUCAUAAGCCACCCCGCCUGGUCCCGCCUCUUCGAAGCCUAUACGUUUCAUCUACAGUAUUUUCUGUACAUUCCACUCCCUUUUUUUUCUCUUCAAAUACAUGUUACAAUGUACUUGAAAACUCUAUUUUGACCUGUUGAAAUAUUUUGAAGGCAAGCAGGAAAUGUCAAAUUCUAUUUUAGAAAAGUGUUUAUAUGCGGUCUCUAUAUAUGGCGUAUUCAAAUUUAAUAUCCAUCCAUUUUCUGGAGCGUUUGCCCGUCGGGUUGCGGGUGGGUUGGGGUCUACAGUGGCAGGGUACAACUCCCGACUGGUCGUGGGCAACAAUAUAAUAAUAAUCAUGAUAUUAAUAUACAAUAUUAUAAAUGUAUAUUAGUGUUGCCUUGAGAGAUGGCUGACCCGAAUUGAGUCUUGAAGCAGAUGACAGCUUUUGUCUCGUACUGAAAGGGUAGAUGUCUUUUAUACGUUUUGGAGUUUAUCCAUUAUAAGUUGCAUACAUAUUACAUCCCAAAAAUUCUGCCGUCUUUUAUCAAGUGACUUCAGAACGCCCCCGCAGCCCUCCCCAAAUCUUCAUUUCUGCUAACUGUUGAAACAUUGAGCAAUUUUUGCUCUGUAAACUGAACUUUCUCUUUAAAGUCCAGUGUAAACUUGAGCUUUCCACAUGCCAGGUCUUUUUUUUUUGUAGACGUAAGUUGAAAUAACGGAGACAGGGUUGUGGAACGGGAAAAGGUGACUGAAGCAGCCACUAUUUGAGGAAAUGCUGUCAAUCAACUGCUCAGAUGCACGGUGUGGGGUAUGCAACGUGCAACAAGUACCGUAACUCACUUUUGCUGAUGUUCAAAACUUGGAAACAUGCUGGAUAGUUGUUUUGUUACGCGAACGUUGAUGCCAUUUGGAAGGUAUGAAAACUGUGAUGGGAUGUCAAACUGACAGUUAAUAUAAUUCAGUUGAAGAGCGGUGUAAAAGCCUCCACCUUUUACUAAGAUGUCACUAUCGCAGCCUCGUUGUCGCGAGCGGAUGUGCAAUACUGCGCAAAAGUUUUCAGCCACCAUUAGAUUUGUUAUACAUGAGAUGCUGUUAGUUGAAAAAAAAAUUUCCUUUAUGCUAUCGAUGCCAAUUGUGAACACUUGCACAUUUACCCCAUGAGUUGCGCGCCGUAUUUUCCGCACUAUCAAGUGCACCUUAAAGCAUUCCAUUUUCUCAGUGCGCCUUAUGAGCCGCCUUCUAUGUGGAUCAAUAUUUGGAUUUCUCGAACGUAGUAUUUUAAAUGUUCUGUAAAGGCCUUUGUUUACAGCUGCAGCGGUCGUGAAAGCUCGAUAUAAAUUAAAGCUGUUGCUCCAUCUAGUGGAGGCAUAAUGCAACCGCAGCCACUAUUGUGGCUUCUAUUCUAUGCGCCUUAUAAUGCGGUGCGCCCUGUAUAUGAAAGCAGUUUUAAAACAGGCCAUUCAUUGAAGGGGCACCUUAUACUCCGAAGCGCCUUAUAAUGCGGAAAAUAUGAUAGUCAUACUAUUUGUCCUUUUUUUUUUUUUUUUUUUUUUUAAUAAUUCUAAACCCUGUGGUGACCUCAAACUUUUGACGCCGUAUUUUACAUUUGUUAUGAAAUGCUGAUUUAGAUACUGCCAAACUAGUACCGGGGGAAAUGCAUUCUCGUUUAAGGUAAAGAAGUCCGGGGGGGAGGGGGAUAUCUUAAAUGAUGUCAAUAUGUGACCAAUCAGGUGCUCCUGUAUAAACUCAAGAGCCUUAAAGCAUAAAACUGAAGACCAUAUGAAUUGAUCGACUGAAAAUUUCACGCAGGCCACUCACUCGAUGAUUCACCCAACCCAACCAUCAAAGGGGAGUUUGUGGAACAUUUGAUUUGAACUUGCGUGAUGCGUUCUGUUUCAAUGUGUGUGUGUGAGGGGGGGGGUGGGGGUUAAAAUGCAAUACAGUAUCGUUGCAAUAUUUUUUUUUUAACAUCUUAUGGAUAUACAGUCUACUAUCCAUCUUACAAGAAUAACACUAGCUGGCAGUUUAUAAUUUGUACGGUCCGUCAUCAAUACUAUUUUAGUACGUUUUAGGAAUUUAUUUUAUAAUGUAUUUCAGUUAAGAAGAGGGAGAGAGAGCAAUAAAGUUCUGUUGAGACAAUGAAUCAUGUCUAUUUCUUCCAGUAUUUUCACUUGGCAAAAGUCUCCGUUCAUUAUUUCUUUUGAGAGCAUUUAACAGGUGAGUCAGUAAGCAUCAUGAAUGAGGUACAAAAAGUUAGUCUUACCCCAAAACUGCAAUCUAUUUAAUUAUUACUGUCUGUUUUUUUAAAUUACACUAUGAGGAAGAGUUGCAUUGUUUCUAGAUGAGAAAAAAAUACACAUUUCAUUGAAAUCAUUUCAACCGGUCAUCAAAAAUAAGCAUCUUGCUCAAGUCUACCCGGCGACCAAUUUUUUUUUUUUUGUGACACUGGAGAUGAUCAAUUGCACAAGAGUGAACCAAAAAAAAACCAGCCAUGAUCCUGUAAUUCUUAGUUUCUAGACUUAAGUACACGAUACAGUAUCUUGUGUUCCCAAAAUUCAAGUGCGCAAUCCAAAUAUUGUGACACAUCAAACAUUUUUUUUGUACUCGUUACAGAUAUAAAUCAUCUCUCUGAUCACGUUGUGGUCACAUUAAUAGGGAUGCAUGUUACAUAAGAUACACGCAACAAUUGAAAGCACGUCUGGUGGACAGUGUUUGUGACUUGUUGUUCUCGCUACCAUGAUGCAUUCAUAUGUCUAAUCAACAGCAAAGUGAGACCGAAAGACCAAAAGAAAGCCUUUGAUGUGGGCUGACGGUUAUUUACUCCCAAAGUAAAUGUCCUCCAUUUCCUCAACUAACGACGUUACUUUAUUCAACUCAAGAGUGCCAGGCAUAUAUUUGAAACGCCGUGGCCUUUGUACGUUGGUUGACCAAUAAGUUUUAUUGCCAUGUUGCAUUGAAAAUGAAAUGCAGAACUGAACUAUAUACACACGUUUGUCCCCUCAAACAACUCAAAAUAAAAAACAGCCACUGUUAAUCUAGCCUAGAGUGAAAGCAGGCGCUAUUAAUAUAGUCCAAAUAUGCGAUGUCUAUUAGGUGUGUCCCUUAAAAAGCAAAAGAAUUGCCAAAUAUGAAUUGGCCUCAUUAAUGUCUAAACCGCUGGAGAAAUGUAACUAGUAGCUAUGCUGAAGAUAACUACAGCACAAUUGGCAAGCCAUUUUUUUCCCUCCAGAAAGAACGUUGAUGCCGUUUAGCUUAUAGCAUCGAUUAGUAUUCAAGAGUCCAAGGUCUUUCAUAGCUACAUUUCUAUUAUUGUGAAAAGAGAACCUCUUUUUUUUUUUCUUUAAAGAUUUAAGUAUGCACAGAUGUUUACAGUGAGUGUCAUAGUGAUUUGAAAGAAACACUUUGGUAACCAGAUAGCUGCUGUAUACAACCAAAAUUAAUUCACGGUGACAUUGUGCCAAUGUUGACAAACCCACUGCUCCCUUGUUGCCUGGCAACCUCACGGAAUCAAACUCCAGGAUGCCAAAGAACUUAUCAAAGGAGUUGUUGUUCUAACACAUUAUAACAUCAAAAAAAUAAAAA